This is a messenger RNA of Lethenteron reissneri (Far Eastern brook lamprey), 2278 nucleotides long. RefSeq names its product STAM-binding protein-like. Gene Ontology annotation, biological process: protein K63-linked deubiquitination. Gene Ontology annotation, cellular component: endosome; membrane. Gene Ontology annotation, molecular function: K63-linked deubiquitinase activity; metal-dependent deubiquitinase activity; protein binding. The record is from RefSeq and is a predicted model, not a curated record. NCBI's taxonomy places the organism in Eukaryota, Metazoa, Chordata, Hyperoartia, Petromyzontiformes, Petromyzontidae.
GUCCCGGAAGUAGACUCCGUGCCGCUCAUCAUCCACCACCACCAUCACCACCUCCACCUCCUUCACCUCCUCCUCCUCCUCGUUGUCGUCUUCUCUUCCACCUCGUCGCCGUCAACCCCUCCUCGUCCUCGCUCGGCUCACAGGGAUGGAUGGAAGCAGCUCCCCGGAGGAGCGCGUCCGAGUGCUGAGCCAGAAGGGCUCCCAGGUGGAGGUGCGGGACAGCAUCCCCCCCCAGCGCUACUUCCGCUCGGGGAAGGAAAUGCUGCGCAUGGCCACGGUCUACCACGAAGAAGGCAACCUCGAGGAGGCCUUCAUGCUCUACACCAAGUACAUCACGUUGUUUGUUGAAAAGCUACCCAAGCACCAGGACUACAAAAUGGUUUCGCUGCCCUUCAAGGCGGACACAACAAAGAAACUGAAGACGGUUUUUCCGCUCGCAGAGAAUGUGAAGAAGAAGCUCCAAGCGACUUAUGCUAAAGAACACAACAUGUACUUGGAGAAGCAGGGCGAGCUGGCGGCGGAGCGAGCGCGCGAGCAGGAGCGAGUGCGCGAGGUGGAGGAGGAGCGGCGUCGCCUCGCGCAGAUGCAGCGGCAGCAGCAGGAGCAGCAGGCCUUCCACGCCUUCGAGGAGACGCUGCGGCGGCGCGAGCGCGAGAAGGAACGCCUCGCCGUGCUGCACCAGUUCGGCUCCUCCGAGGACCACGACGAUGCCGUCCCCGGUGCCGCCGCCGCCGCUGCCGCCGCCGGACCGGGGGUGCUCAUUCAGGGCCUGAAGCCCCCCCCCACGGACGGGCGGCCCCCACCCACCACCCCCAGCGGGCCCCCCGCCGUGGACAGGUCCUGCAAGCCGGCGUCGCUCGUGUCACCAGCACGUGACAAUGAAAGAAAAGUGGUUGUUCCUUCAAAUCUCUGCGAAAAGUUUCUGGCACAAGUAUCGGAGAACACCGCUCGUGCUGUGGAAACCUGCGGCAUCCUGUGCGGGAGAAUGGUGCAAGGCGUGUUCACGGUGACGCACGUGAUCCUGCCGAAGCAGAAAGGCUCCUCGGACUCUUGCCUGACAGAGAACGAGGAGGAGCUCUUUGAGAUCCAGGAUCGAUACGAUCUGCUCACGCUUGGCUGGAUCCACACUCAUCCGACACAGACGGCGUUCCUCUCCAGCGUGGACCUGCACACGCACUGCUCCUAUCAGCUCAUGCUGCCCGAAGCCAUUGCCAUCGUCUGUUCUCCCAAGCACGACGAAACGGGGUUCUUCAAGUUGACGGAGUGUGGCAUGGAGGAGAUCUCGAUGUGUGUCCAAAAGGGCUUCCACCCGCACUCCAAGGAGCCUCCGUUGUUCCAGGUGUGCGACCAUGUGCAGUUCAAGGCGGAGCUGUGGGCCACCAUCAUCGACCUACGGUGACGGCCCCAGCAGGGGACCGAUGGCCCGUUUUGAUACCACGCCACUCGAGUGACUUAACGCUUGGGCAGCCUAAUAUGGAACUCCGUUGUAUCCGAGGCGGACGUUGUGCAUAUAAUGUACGUUACCGAUGUAAUACGUAUGAAAACGUUAACGGUUUAUUACACAAACUGCGCAGCUAUCUUAUUCCUGCAGUUAUGUGCAGUGUAUAUGCAAAGCGCUUAAACUAAUACCUACAGAACUUUUGUUUUUUAAUAUAUGAAACCUUGUCCAUAUGCUGCUGCUUUUUUGGCAUUACACCUGACAUUUUGGUAGGAAAGAGUAACUUAUUGAGAGCUAUGAAUGUCGUAAAAAUUUAAAACAUUGGUAAUACUAGUUAGCUUGUAAAUUAAUCUUAUCUCUCAAAGUGACAUCUAAAUAUUACAGUCGGAUGAAUGUUUUUUGUUAAUGGACGCUUGUUAACAUUACCAACUUAAUCCUUCCAUUUCCACUUGGUAUGUCAUUGGGUGUGCGAUCACCUGUUGCGAGGAAGCCUCAACCUUCCUAGAGCCAAACUUAAGGCGCUCGUUUGUGAGCGAGGGCCAGUUAAAGCGUCGCCUUCCUGCACCUUUAACAAUGUGUCCCUUCGUGAUCCACCGUCACGCUGACCCUGUGUCCGCACUCACUCUCCGUCGGAAGAAGUCCUCCUGGCCUCAAGACUGUUGCGCUCUCUCUCAUGCCUUGUAUUUUACUUCACCGCUGCAUCAGAUGGUGCUGUAUUCAUCACAACCUGCUUGACCCGUCAUGAAUAUAUUUCACACAGGCCUCUCUCGUGUCCACGACGUUAUUGGUUCACCAUUCACCACCCCCCCCCCCCCCCCCCCCGAAGAUUUGAAAAUGGCU